GGCGGCUGGGGGUACGUGGUGCGGCGGCUGACGGGAGGUGAGGCGGCGAAGGAGAAAGGGGCAUGUGAUCUCCGCCCCAACCUCGCUGAUACAAUACUUGCCAAAGGUAUUCGGAAGGCUUGGACAUCCUUCAGUCAGGAGCUACAGUCCAGUUGAAGCAUGGACAGGUCUGGGUGAGUGAUCUAAUCACAUGGAUUACACAAUCUGGAUUGUGCCUCAAGUCACAGCCCAUCACAAUUCAAGCGGCGGCAUUAAAUGUCAGCAGAAUUUGUCAACCGUUAAGAUGUGAUCCGACACCCGAUACAGGGAUCUCUCGCCAUCUAUUCGCGCUGCACCAUGUUUCAGAAUGGCAUUCAAGGCCGAUCCGUCCCGACGUGAUCUCGGCACCAAACCAAACCAAACCAAAUGCAAUAACCAUAUAGUACUAGGAGAAAACAUAAACACCCGCGUCCUGGUCGGACGCAGCGGCCACAGCUCCACCACUUCCUCUUCGGCAUCUACUCAAGAACUGCAACGGUUUUUCUUAUACGAUAAAGAACUGCAAAGGCGAGCUCACUUCUUCUUCUUCCGCAAAGAAGAUGCCGACGUUGAGCAUAACGGUGGACAUGGGGUGCAGCCGCUGCAGCGCCAAGAUCGAGAGGGUCCUGUCCUCCAUCCAGGACCGAGGCAAGUUUGUCAUUGAGAAGGUCGUGUACGGGGAGGACAAGGUGCUCGUGUCGGGGCCCUUCGACGCCGACAAGCUGUCAUGCAAGCUCCGGUGCAAGGCCAGCAACGUCAUCAAGAACAUUGAGGUCGUCAAGCCCAAGGCCGACUCUCCCAAGCCCAAGAAGACAGACGAGAAGCCCGCCGAGACCAAGCCAACCCCGUGCAACCAGCUGGUGCCGUACGGGUACCCGUACCCGCUGCCGUACCCAUCGCCGUGCCCGUGUGGCUGCGCUACGCCGUACUGCGAGUGCCACUCCAAGCCACCACCUCCUCCCCCUCCUGCGCCGGCGCCCACGUGCCAGUGCCAUGCAUACCCGGCGUACCAGCAGCCGAUGCCCAUGCCGUGCACGCCAAUGGUCAUCUGCGAGGAGAACCCGCCCGCAUGCGCCGUCAUGUAACCACGUGUACGUCUACGAAGCCUCCAUGUAUCCAAUCCAUGAGUGAUUUGUAAUUAAUCCAUUCAAUAUUUCCUUAAGCUUCUUUGAGCAAUUAUGCUUUCGGCCGAAUAAGUGAGCGUUGUAUGUCAGGAAUACCCAAGCAGCCUCGAGUAAUUUUCACCUUGUUCGAAA
Messenger RNA from Hordeum vulgare subsp. vulgare (domesticated barley), 1274 nucleotides. Its product is annotated as protein PYRICULARIA ORYZAE RESISTANCE 21-like. The transcript has 5 exons. Lineage: Eukaryota; Viridiplantae; Streptophyta; Magnoliopsida; Poales; Poaceae. The coding region runs from base 579 to 1103 and encodes 174 amino acids. The record is from RefSeq and is a predicted model, not a curated record.